AUGGCGUGCUUCAGCUGCUUCUCUGGGCUCUUCUUCUCCGCUCGCCACAGCGACGCGGCCAAGCAGCCAGAGAAGCUGAAGGAAGACCCCGGCGCCGUCGUGGGCGGCGCGGUCCACGAGGAGCUGGCGCUCGCGGAGCCCGCGGAGGCAGCGGGAGCGCCAGCCGACAAGGAGAUGUGCAACGAGGCUGAGGAGACGUCGUCGACGGCAGCCGAGGCCGACCCCGAGCGCCCGGCCGCGCAGAGCCCUGGCAUCCAGCCCACGGAGCCCGAGGCGGCCGCGGAGCCGGCCGCGGAGGCUGCGACGGCGCCGGCGCACUUCGAGGGCUCGGACGCGGAGGACGGCGCGACGGGCAAGGCCGCGAAGGGCUGCUGCGUGCCGCGCGCCGGGCGCCGGCGCAACAAGAGCGCCAAGGCGGUGAAGCACGAGGCCCAGGAGGCCACCCCGAAGGAGGCCAACUCGGCGCACGAUGGCAGCCCGGGGAUCGCGGGCAGGACCACGGCAUCGGCGGGCGCGUGA
This is a messenger RNA of Prorocentrum cordatum, 519 nucleotides long. NCBI's taxonomy places the organism in Eukaryota, Dinophyceae, Prorocentrales, Prorocentraceae. The record is from the annotation of a GenBank genome assembly.